Molecule: messenger RNA, 4050 nt
Organism: Porites lobata
Lineage: Eukaryota; Metazoa; Cnidaria; Anthozoa; Scleractinia; Poritidae
Source: the annotation of a GenBank genome assembly
AUGCCGGUAACUUUGACUUCACUUUUGACGCACGUCAAAGAUGAAGUCAAACGUGGUGGCUGCGCUAUACUUUUAGUGGUUUUUAAAGAUGAAGCUGAAUACGAAAUUUUCACUUUGACAACACUUUUGAAUGCUAUCAAAGGAGACAACAAAAAUGCAAUGAAUUUCGGACUUAUUUCUAAGGUUUGUUAUCAAGCGACGGCAAAAACAGCUUUUACGUUCUGACUGAGUGUAUCGGUGGGCAUUCGCUUCGGUUCUUCUUAAUUAGAACUAGGUAAUUUUAAAAACGCCUUGGAUCUACAGUAAUGUAAUUAUAAUCCGUGCAGCGUUCAUAUGAAAAUUUAAGUUUUCGUGCUUAAACUUAUUGAAGUUUUAAAGCCGAACAUAUAAUUCACGAAACAAUAUAGAGUAUCACAAAACAAGAAAAUUUAUAUUUUUUAAUAUAAGGAUGAAAAUAAUUAGAACUUAAUUGGAAGUGCAACAUUUCUGCUCAGUAAAUCACUUUUGUUUUUCAUUCAGAAUUUGCUGAAGGUAAGAAGCGUUUCCAUUACCACUUUUUGACAAACCGGCUACUGGAUCAACGAAAUGUAUAUUGAUGCUGACUAAAAUCCUGUAUCUGGGCAGCUAAAUUGAGCGACUUUAUGAAAAUGUAUGUGAUGAAAUGUAAAAAGAAAAAUGUGUCGUGCCCAAUUUGGUCUGAAAUCAUACUUGUGAUUUCAAAUCAAACUAGCGCGGAUUUUGAAAUGACGAGUAUGAUGUCCGAAAAAUUACCCUGCACUUAGUUCGAUUACCAUUAUAAUUAAAUUGAGGAAAUACGACGAAUGCCCUUAAUUUGAGUAGGUUACAUAAUGUAUAUGUUUUACUUGAAUUUCUAGAAGCUUGGCUUAAAUCAACGUCAGGUUACUUUCCUUAUCUGCUUUAAACUCGCUAUCAUAAAGUGUAAGUCACAAUGCGAUUUUAGGUGGCAAACAAGAUUGUAGAUGUUCAAGUGAUGAAUAGCACCAUUCUGACUUUUUUUUUCAAGUGAAGUUGAUUCAAUCUUAAACGAAAUUGCAAGCGCAGUACUAUACAUCUUACCCAACAGCGAAAAGAAAAUGUACGUUUAUUUUUGAAACUUUGUGGCAAAAAAAUGUUGUCGAACAAAUAGAUCACACCUAUUCCUCGACCUGUAUGAAGCCAAAAUCGCAGAACGCACCCCUACACGAGUGACACUGGCACUAGUGAUUUUCCCCGGGAGCAGUGUGAUUUAGAAACCAAGUACGCGACUGAAAAGCCAAGGGACAGACUGAGAAAAGUAAUGCCAUAAAGAAACCUCUGCUUACAGGGUAUAGUGUCUAAUUUUGGUUUGUGCUAUUGCUGUGUUUAAGGAUGCGGCAGAACCUAAACGCAAGUAAAAGCGCAUGCACACGGGAGGGCAAAAACAUGAACUCGUGUAUGCAUUCACACUAUUUUACGGUGAGGUAAGCACCCUUGUGCUCGCGCCGUCGUUGCUAGUGCAACGUGAGCCUACGUGCAGUCGCCUACUAUAAAAACAAAAAGGUAUAUUUGCACUCAGAGGCUACGUAACUUUUCAACCACUUAUUAAAUCGUCAAUUUGUGACCGUAUCAUUACACUUUAUUACACUCUACUCUUUUAUGCAACGACGUACUACGCUGACCUUAAAACACUUUUUAUUAAAGCAAAACAGAUUUACGUGACAGCUAAAUGGCUAAAAUAUAGAAACUUCCAACAAAGUUAAAGGCAAUUAUUUCUUUAUUAGCCAAGUAAGGAAAACGUUCCCAAUGAAAACACCAAAAAUUAUUAAAGACGGUCAAUUUUCAAAACGAAUUAAUACUCAAGUCAAAAGAUAAAUUUUGUUGAAGUUUAUAUAUAUUUUAAACUGGAAAGAGCGUGGCCCUCAAAUGUCGUAGCCGUCCAGAACUUGCGGAGUAAUAAUUCGCAAUAUUGAUCUGCACAGGAAGUUCAUCAAAUGGAUCUGCAAGUUAAAAAUCCCUGUUAAAUAUAAAACUAUCCUCGCAUGCCCUCAAACAGAAAAGGCAUAAAAUCAAAGACAACAAAUAACUGAAUUUUUUUAGCUAAUAUAAAUAUCGACGAAUAGCAUUCAUCCGCAAAUAAUAAUAAUGGUCAAAGAAUUUUCUUUUUGGCUUUUUCUGUUGUUGUAUGUUUGACGGCAACGUCUGUGACAUCAAAUGUGAUUUAGCUUGGGUUACAUCACAGUAAUAGGCAUUCAAAAACCUCAUCACAGAAAGUACGGCACACCUGUAUCGCAGUUGUGCUAUAGAACGUCAAAUAUCAACGUUUUCGGAAAGCCUGCGAAAUUUCAAGAUAAAAUCCGCCUUGCGCAGGCUUGAGUCAAGUCUUCUAUCAUUAAACCUUUAAGGUAAUAUUUUUUACCUAAUUUUUCAAAGGUACAUAAACAAUCGCGAAGUUCUGACAGAAUAAAGAGUUUAAGCAACAAGGACGGUGACGGCUACGAAAACGUGACUAAAAAAGUGUUGUCGCGCUGCUUCAAACGUUAUCGCGCUUAUUCCAUCUCAUUCUAUUUGUCGAAUGUUGGCAAUCUCUCCAACAGUUGAAUUCUGAAAAGACUGUAUCGAAGUUUAGGAUAAGGAAAAGAAAGUCGUUGACUUGUGUUCACGUCCUCUACAAAACAUGAAAUAGGACAUUUUCACGUAGUGGUGUAGUGAUGGCAAAGAAAUGUACAGAAAAGCAUGCUGCACAUGCAAAGUUGUUGUUUUGCCAAUCUAAACCUCUUCCUCUUUUGACGUUCUCGUUGCAGGUGUCGUCGCUUAAGCUCCCUAUUACAAGUAACGGUUACGAUUACAAUUGUGUACACGCGGUAGGCUUGAGGCGACAAAUCCGACAACGUUAAUUGAAAUAACUGUUUAACCAAGAGACUUUUCUUUUGAAAAAAAAUUUUGAUUUCUUUCUUAUUAAACGUAUUAAUUUAACAAGGGCUACGUACUACAAGGACUACAUGAGAGAUCCUUACCCUAAUUAAGCCAAACUGUUGUUUGGCAAUUGCACAACCCCACCCCACCCCACCCAAACCCACUCAUAAAAUAUUUGAUCAGUUCUAAACAAUCUAACCUUGGUUUUCUUGACACACUGAAGGACAUAGUAAGAAUUUGAUACUGGUUUGGUGUUGUAACACCACCAACUUCCUCGUCUGCCUGGGACAAGUAGUGUGUUAAAAGUCCCGUAGACGGACGAAUUAGUCCCAAAAGGGCGCAAUGACAAAAUAUAAAAAUUUCAAUGCAAUAAUAAAUACCGAGAAUACGAAAUGCUAUGUUGUAUUCAAAUUGAAGCACAAUGCAAUUGGCCUUUUGCAUUAGUUGAUCACGUGAUGAUUUUUCGAUGAACUCGAAAACAGUUUGCAUUUGAAACAUUUUGUUAGCAGGAACUGAAAGAGCAUAUUGAAAUUUGGUGACCUGUACAUUUUCAGCCGUAUAUCUCAAAAGUAGCGAUUGCAACACCCUUGAAUGGUUUUCCAUAUCAAUCAUUGUAAAUUUCGAAAUUUUCAAACUGUCGUGAUUAUUUCUUUAAGCAUUACGGGGCUCAAAUCCCCUUUUAGUUCAUAACAGGCACUUUGAGCCCUUAAAUUCGAAGGGGAAAUAUUUAACGACAGUUUAAAAAUUUCAGAACUAUCAAGGAGUUGUAUGGAAAACCACUCAAGUGUGACUGGGCAGCAAGAGUUGUUUUUUCUCAUACAAACCCCUCUAAUUUUCUGCGGCCGUUGCAAUCGCUACUUUUGAGAUAUACGGCUGAAAAAUUUACAGGUUACCUAAUUUUAAUAUGCUCUUUCAGCUCGCGCUAACAAAAUUGUACAAACGCGAACUGUUUUCGUCUUUACCGAAAGUUGAUCACGUGAUCAACUAAUGCAAAAAGGCCUAUUAGAAAACUUGUAUCGAUGAAUCACUACCUCAGAAAAAAGCGCGAACUGUUCCUCUCUCUCUCUUGUAGCCCAUCUUGGGAAAUGCAGCGCCAUAUUAAGUUCCCCGAUGCCACCACCUCAGCGUCCAGACGUUGUGAAAUGUGUGUUAAAGUAA